AAGAGUUAAGGCAAAGAUUUUCGACAGAAAACAAGAAUGAAGAGUUCAGAUUAAGGUGUUUGGUCCACAACAAGAUGCAGUCUGGUGAAAGCAUAAAUGUAAUGUCUAGAGAAUUUGCAGUACGGAGACCAGUGAGUAAAGUUUUGAGAAGUAACAGUUAUGAACACUUUAACGAUCGAAAUGAGAGAGAGUUCAUGAUAGGAGAGAAAGUUCGUUUUGAUGGUCACCAAAGUAACAUUGAAACCCCUGAGAAAAUGGGAACCAUUCAUUUAGAGCAAACCGCAACUAAGGCAAAACUCGAAGCCAUGAUGGAUACAGAUGUACUCAGAAUUGUAUUGCUAGGAAAAACUGGAACAGGGAAGAGUAGUGUGGGUAAUACUUUGAUAGGUGAAAGUAUUUUUCCAGAUUCAAGUAAUUUUCAACCCUUGUCCAAUCUAGCAGCGAGGAAGUCCAUACAAGCGGAGAACAGUCGUUUUGGUCGUAAGAUUUGUGUGAUCGAUACCCCUGGUCUUUUUGACAGUCGUUUUCCUACAGAACAGGUCAAGAACGAAAUUAAGAGAUGUUUUUCAUUGGCGACACCGGGACCACAUGCUAUACUGCUCACAGUAAAGGCAAGUCGAUUAACAAAAGAGGACAUUGAAGUUUUCGAGACAUAUACCGAUAUGUUUGGUGAAUCUUUUUUGAAUUACACUGUUGUCGUUUUUACCCAUUUUGAUCACUCGAAACAAAUUGAAGGAAAAACUAAAGAUGAAGCAAUUGAAGACUUUACCAAGUCUUUUCCUGAAACAGUGAAUCGGUUCUUAAACAGAAUCAAAAAUAGAUAUUUAAUGCUAGACACAAGAGGAAAUGAUGUAGAGGAUGAAUCGAAAGCAUUAAUUUUUUCAAUUAAGCAGAUGAUAACAGAUAAUAAAAACGGCUUCUACUCCUACCAACACUUUAUUGAUUCAAGGAAAUCUCAAACUACAGCGGAAGGUAUGGUCGCAGAUGAAAACAGAAGGCAAAAGAAGAAAAAAACCAGGAGACAGCUAACAAGCAGCUUUCGUCAGAAGGCAACGAAGAGAACACAUUCUAGAUUAGAAAAUGAAACCGGCGCUUCGAUGGUUCACGAUUCCAAAAGAAGGUACAAUUGUCGUGCAUAGAACGUUUAUGAAUAGAACACUGCUGUACAGAAAUUGCACACGAUUUACAUAUUUUAGUAACAAAAUAUGAUAAGAUAUAUUGUGUAACUGUGUUGUUUCUCUCCUUUACAGUUUGAACACUUUUUUUUUGUCUUUUAUGAUUUAUUUUCUUCUGAUUGAUAAAACAAACUAUAUAAAUAUAUACGUUCCGAGCGGUUUUAUUCCUUAUUUUUGAUGUCGUGUUACAGUUUUAAUAAGAUUAACAUGUAUUCAUUUUAUUGGUGUUGGUUUUAUGAUGAGUUUAUUUGCAAGAGAACUAAUAAAAAACAAUGC
Molecule: messenger RNA, 1451 nt
Organism: Mytilus trossulus (common blue mussel)
Lineage: Eukaryota; Metazoa; Mollusca; Bivalvia; Mytilida; Mytilidae
Product: GTPase IMAP family member 9-like
Exons: 4
Coding region: 75-1139 (354 amino acids)
Molecular function (GO): GTP binding
Source: RefSeq, a predicted model, not a curated record